Molecule: messenger RNA, 3856 nt
Organism: Thrips palmi
Lineage: Eukaryota; Metazoa; Arthropoda; Insecta; Thysanoptera; Thripidae
Product: heat shock 70 kDa protein-like
Exons: 7
Coding region: 1250-2902 (550 amino acids)
Biological process (GO): cellular response to unfolded protein; vesicle-mediated transport; protein refolding
Cellular component (GO): nucleus; cytoplasm; cytosol
Molecular function (GO): misfolded protein binding; ATP binding; ATP hydrolysis activity
Source: RefSeq, a predicted model, not a curated record
ACCACCUACUCCUGCGUCGGCGUCUUCCAGCACGGCAAGGUCGGUGCGAGUCACAAAUUCAUGUCCGGGGCGAAGGCCGAGGCCGCGAGUACUACGCACUGUAAAGUGAAGGACGGCUGGUGCCCCCGGGCUUCCCCCAUGCAUUACUUGACGGCGUGCUCCGCUCCCUGCAGGUGGAGAUCGUCGCCAACGACCAGGGCAACAGGACGACGCCGUCCUACGUGGCGUUCACCGACUCGGAGCGGCUCAUCGGGGACUCGGCCAAGAACCAGUGCGCCAUGAACCCCAGCAACACCAUCUUCGGUUCGUCGCCGAGCGGGGUGGCACCCAUUCAUGAUUCAGUUCGUUUCGAGUCCCCCGUCCUCGGUUCCCCGAGUGGCGGCGAUACUGUUUAUCAAGGGGUGACCUGUCCUGGCGGCCUGGCGGUCGGGGUCGGGGCCACGGCGUAGUUGGGGGCGUAGCGGCGUAGCGUGUGCGGCACAACAGCGAACAACGCCAUGUCCAUGAUUCCCUGACGAGGCCUCGAUUAAUUUCCAAUGGGGCGAUGUCCUCGUGUGAGGCACGGCAAGGCACGCCGCGCCGCGCCGCGCCACGAGCCAAGACAUUCAUACCGCGCGUCGCGGCGGCCACACCCUCGUGGCGUGCGCACUGUGCAGUACGCUCACACGCACCCAGGUGUCGACGCGUCGUCGUCGUCGUCCACCCCCAGCGCACACCGCACGCGAUCGUGGCGUUUGCUCUCUCCGCCGUCGAGUGCGUGGUGGUGGUGGUGACGGGGACGCACCCCUGCACGUGCGCAGCGCUCAGGGUCACGGCCAAGGCCGCUGCAAGGCCGCACCGCCGGCGGCACCCUUCACUGCGGCGUCAGCCUUGCAGUGGCCGACAGCCGCACCCGCGCCCUCCCUCACUUUUUGAUGAGGCGAUGAAUCCGUGUGCAGGCCGGCCCGCCGCUUCGUGCGGCCUACUCUGCUAGUCCAAGUCGAUACUCGCAGCGGUCGAUGAGACACACGUGCCGGACGUGCCGGAGUCGAGUACACUGCAGUAAAUAAAUAAGCUCGUUUCCGCCCCCGGUGUUUAAACAUGCAGACGCCAAGCGGCUGAUCGGGCGGCGCUUCGACGAGGCCGCCGUGCAGGACGACCUCAAGCUGUGGCCGUUCUCCGUGGUCAACGACGGCGGCAAGCCCAAGAUCAAGUACAGGUGCAGUACAAGGGCGACACGCGGCUGUUCGCGCCCGAGGAGGUGUCCUCCAUGGUGCUGACCAAGAUGAAGGAGACGGCGUCCAACUACCUGGGCCAGCCCGUGCAGGCCGCGGUGGUGACGGUGCCGGCCUACUUCAGCGACGCGCAGCGCCAGGCCACCAAGGACGCGGGCUGCAUCGCGGCGCUCAACGUGCUGCGCAUCCUCAACGAGCCCACGGCCGCCGCCAUCGCCUACGGCCUCGACCACAAGUUGGGCCCCGAGGAGAGGAACGUGCUCAUCUUCGACCUGGGCGGCGGCACCUUCGACGUGUCGGUGCUCACCAUCGCGGGGGGCAUCUUCGAGGUGAAGGCGACGUCGGGGCACACGCACCUCGGCGGCGAGGACUUCGACUCGCGCAUGGUGGAGCACUUCUGCAACGAGUUCCGGCGCAAGUACAAGAAGGACAUGUCGGGCAACAAGCGCGCCCUGCGCCGCCUGCGCACGGCCUGCGAGCGCGCCAAACGCACGCUGUCGUCCUCCACGCAGGCCACCAUCGAGGUCGACUCGCUGUUCGAGGGCAUUGACCUCUACACCACCAUCACGCGGGCGCGCUUCGAGGAGCUCAACGCCGACCUGUUCAAGGCCACCCUGGAGCCCGUGGAGGCGGCCCUGCGGGACGCAGGCAUCGACAAGACGAGCGUGCACGACGUGGUGCUGGUGGGCGGCUCCACGCGCAUCCCGCGCAUCCAGCGCAUGCUCAAGGACCUGUUCGGCGGCAAGGAGCUCAACCAGUCCAUCAACCCGGACGAGGCGGUCGCGUACGGCGCUGCCGUGCAGUGCGCCAUCCUGCAGGGCGACAAGAGCGAGGCCGUGCAGGACCUGCUGCUGCUCGACGUGACGCCGCUGUCGCUCGGCAUCGAGACGGCCGGCGGCGUCAUGUACCCCAUCAUCAAGAGGGGCACCACCGUGCCGACGCACCAGACGCAGGUCUUCAGCACGUACGCCGACAACCAGCCCAAGGUCCUGAUCCAGGUAAAGCGCCAGCCUGUUCCAAAGGGCGCGCGUCCAACGCCCCCGGCCCCAUUUAACUUUGCCCCCCUGGGAGGUCUACGAGGGGGAGCGGCCCAUGACGAAGGACAACAACCUCCUGGGCAAGUUCGAGCUGUCGCACAUCCCCGCCAUGGGGCGAGGCGUGCCGCAGAUCCAGGUCACCUUCGACGUGGACGCCAACGGCAUCCUCAGCGUCACCGCCGUGGAGAAGUCGUCCGGCAAGGAGAACAAGAUCACCAUCACCAACGACACGGGCAGGCUCUCCAAGCAGGACAUCGAGCGCAUGCUCAGGGAGUCGGAGAAGUUCCGUCAGCAGGACGACCAGCACCGCCAGAAGGUGGUGGCGAAGAACGCCCUGGAGGCCUUCUGCUUCACCGUGCGCGCCAUGCUGGACGAGAUCUCCGGGUGCGCGGACGUCGAGUUGAGCGUCAUCGCCGCGUCGUGCCACGAGACCAUCUCCUGGAUGGAGUCCACGAACGACCCGGACCCCAGCUUUCUGGCCAGCCGUCACCGGCAGCUGCAGAAGCUGUGCGAGCCCCUCUUCAAGCGCUUCGGCGAGGGUGGCGGCGGGGGCGCGCGGCCGUCAGGCUCGGGCUCGGACGACAAGGGCCCCACCAUCGAGGAGGUCGACUAGCUGCUGUUCUUGGCGGAUUCAAUGUGACUAAGCGGUGAGGAAAAAAGUGAAAAAAAAAAAAAUUGCAACAGUAUUUAGAGAGUCCGUUUAUUCAUCAAACAGUUCAAUGACAAAUGUGCUUUUCCCCACAAAGAUGUUGAAAUUGAAUAUACAAGUAGAGUUUUUGGUACAGUGUGUUAAUAAGCCUUGCAAACAACACACGAGAUAGUCUGUUCUGUAUGGAAACAGUAUGGAAAGUGACAUGUUGGCCUAAGAAGCUAGUGCAAUUUCAACAAAAUUCACAUAAAAAUACAAAAUAUUUAAAUUUGUCUUUUCUUCUUAAUUUGCAUUAAGGCGGUGUUAAUUAACUUGAAGUGGUCUUCAUCUAGCCUGGAUCCUGGGUCUAAUCUAACUACAGCAGCAAUUACACAUAAUAUUUUCGUUUUUAAAAUUCUUGAGCUUCAACAGUCGUUUUAUGGCACAUUUAUUUCUGACUAAGUUGAAUGACAGACAAAUAUGAGGGUACCAUACACAGUAUUCAAGAACACCGACAAGACCUUAUGCAAAUGAAUUUAUGACUUGCAUUCAAUCCAUGUUCUUGAAUAAUUUUAGAGGAGAUUUGUUUGAAAAACAACAAUUGAGAAAUGAGUUGGCUUGUGUUUUCAGGUCAUCAUCAUAGAUAAAUUUUUCAAAAUGCCUCAUGUAUCUGAUUGGUUAAAAACAAGUUAUCCUCAUGUAACAGUCCAUAUAUUCAGUGCAAAGCUGAACCACAAAAUCAGACUCCACACCACAACAAGAAACAAUGAAUGACAUACAUCAAGUAACAAUUUAGUGAGGAAAAUAGAGGCUCCAUUUUAAAUGGAUUACAACUUCAUGGCUAAUUGGACUACACCCCAAAGAAUUCCAACACUCUGGUCUACACCAUUUUCAGAUAUGCUUACAAAGGGAGAACAAGAAUCUAUGAUGCAACAAGGAUGAAUAACACCAACAUUUUCAAAAUACUGUUAACACUU